GAUCUCUUCGCUUGUGGUAACCCAAUUAACGGUAAGUGCCUUCUGCUGAAAAAAGUUUAUUUUCAUACAUCUGUUAUAUUUAUAUAUUUGUUAAUAACGCUGAUAAAUGGAUUUUGAAGACCCCGUCUCACCAAUUAUUCCCUUCACACCGAUCACAAUAAGAGAUUGUAGUUUCGAUUUUGAUGGUGCCAACAGUGAUGCUGAUCCUGACGAUAACACCACGCUUACACCAUUGCUUCGUCGCUUAAAUACCGUACAAAAUAUACUAACGCCAAAAUCACUACUACGCGCUGCAGCAAAAUCACCAGCCAGAACACCAACAGUUAUUAAUGGUCGACUUGCGCCACCGCAAUUGCAACAACACUAUAGCAAAUCGCCACAACGUCGUGGUUCACCAUUGGUUGGCAUUCGCCGUUUGCGUUCACCGCAUACAUCCAACGACCUUGGUGCUCUCUCCACACGUCUCGAGGUGCCAACGCAGCACAAUCUUGCUGCAGCAAAUGGUGGUUGUUGCGCUAAAAAUAAUUCGACAGUUAAAAAUUUAGCUACUCGACGUCAUUGCCGGCCAUUGGGUUUAAAAGAUUUGCAACGGCGCUAUGCAAAACCGUUUGAAGUGUAUGCUGUGCCGAAACCACUAAGUCCACGGGUUGGUUACUUGUUGCGGCGUGUAGGUAUGAUUAAAUACAAAUCGAUCUUUCAAAUGGAAGAAGUGGAUUAUGUAGUAUUUUGUACGUUGAGCGAAAGUGAUUUGCAGCAGCUAGGCAUUUCGAAUGCCGAUGAUAGGGGUGAGAUAUAUAAGGCUGUGCUGCUGGCAGACGUGCUUAUUAGAGAUUGGCUGUGAGCGUAUAUCUCUCACUAUAUUGUUUAUAAGAAAAUUAAGUGAUUGAAGAAGUAUUUGUUUUAGAAAAUGUAUUUAGUGAAAUAAGUAGUGAAAUAAUAAAGACAAAAUUG
Bactrocera dorsalis (oriental fruit fly) is the source of this 951-nucleotide messenger RNA. RefSeq lists its product as uncharacterized. The record is from RefSeq and is a predicted model, not a curated record. Gene Ontology annotation, molecular function: protein binding. NCBI's taxonomy places the organism in Eukaryota, Metazoa, Arthropoda, Insecta, Diptera, Tephritidae. The coding region runs from base 107 to 841 and encodes 244 amino acids. The transcript has 2 exons.